Messenger RNA from Ruditapes philippinarum (Manila clam), 3130 nucleotides. RefSeq lists its product as uncharacterized. NCBI's taxonomy places the organism in Eukaryota, Metazoa, Mollusca, Bivalvia, Venerida, Veneridae. The record is from RefSeq and is a predicted model, not a curated record. Bases 139 to 1290 code for a protein of 383 amino acids. The transcript is spliced from 8 exons.
UUGCGACUGGUUUAUGAUACGAUAGGGGGCGCUUUAAUAAUUAAAUAUCAUACAAAAUAUUAAGUAUACGGUUCCUUAUUGGUAUUUUAUUGUCUCUAAGUAAAUAUUUAUAAGUGAUUAUUAAUAGGGUCAUAUGCGAUGUUAUAUGAAGGACUGUAUGUAGAAGGUCUAAUAAAUGCUUCCAAUGCAUCACACUGUGUCCUUGAAGCUCCUACUGACAAAGGAAAUAAGAACGGGAUAGAAAAAAAAUCACAACAGAACAGAGGACAAUCUAAACUGAUGGCUAAAAACGGAAAUCCGACAGAACAAAACACAGUCCUCGAUGAUGUUCUUGAUACUAACGAUAAAUUGGAACGCCAAAUAAAACAAUUACAAAAUGAAAUCAAACACCAACAAAAUGAAAUCAAAGACCAACAAUUAAUUAUCAAGAAGUUUCAAGAGAGAAGUAAAACAGCAGAAAAACGCUCAAGUGAAAUUACUAAACAUAUGGCGAAGGUGAUGGACACAUCGGGAGCCUUUGAAAGUACCAAUGACAGUUUGUCGAAAAUUAAUAUCAUAACUCAGUUCAGCAAUGUAUAUAGCAAUGAUUGGGCAAAGUUAUCGAUUUGGCUAGCAAAACAGGGAAUAUUGGAAGAUCAAAUAAUUCAGAGUCUAACGUCAUUGAUGAAGGAAAGUUAUCAAGAAUGCCUUUGUUUAGCAGACGAACAACUCCGUCAGUUUAUGCUUUUGAGUGAAUCACAGGGUAGUCCAUCCCAUGAAGAGCAUGAAGAACUGUAUGCAUUGAGAAGGAAAUAUGCAAUCAAAGAUACUGCAAGGGCAAGGAUAAGUCAGGAGGUGUUAGAAAAAGUGUUUAUUGGUAAAGAAAUACCAUGGUUUCAAAUAGAGGACAAAACUGAAGAAGCAAAGAAAAUGCUACAGGAAUUUUUACACAAAUUUGUAGAUUGUUGCUGGGUGAUGGUUGUUUCCACUCCGCGUCUAGCUUUGAACUUUGAUGUUGUUGGAAAACAGUAUUGUAAGGAACACUUCAAAGUUUAUUCAGCGAAAGAGCGUAUCAAAGAUGAAACAAAAGAUACGAACAGUGUAUAUGAGGUUGUGUGGCCCUGUGUGUACUAUGCCGACGGUUCCGUGUUCUGUACAAAAGGCGACGCCCUCUUAGUAUCAAUAGGUUCGACACCCGUUGAAGAUUCCGGCAUUGUUGAUUGCACUUGUUUUGUAUCAAAGGAAGACAAAGGGAACCGUACAGCCGUUGAUGAAAAUUCGUCGGUAAAUAAAAAGGUUACAGAUGUGUGAAGUGAAGCUAUUUAGUUUAGACCAUUUACAUCGAUUGUUGGUAUUUCAACAUUGAAUUUGAACAUGUUGUUCAACACGUUGAGGAUGCACGAGCUAUAAAGUAAAAACAAUUGUUAUUUUGUGAGAUUUUAAAAAAUAAAAUGUUUACUUAGAUACAUUAUACUAAUACAUUUACUGACUUUUUCAUAAAAGUCAUUUCGGUCUUGUUUAUAAUAGUCCAUAAGAUUAUAAGAUUUGUAAGCACUUUUUAGCAUUAAAUCAUUGUGCUCGAAAAGUUUACGUAUUUUUUGCUAAGAACAACAAUUUACAUUCAUCCAGAUGUCCCCUGUUAUCAUUAGCAUAAUUUAAUGUAUGAACUUGGGUCGUGAAGGAGUUGAGUUCAUUGAACGCCGCCGUUCCUUGUUGAUCUUGUGUUUUAUAUGUGAUGAAACCCCUUGGUUAUGUCUUUUCUUUAUUGUGUUUGUUUGUUUGUUUUGGGUUUUACGUCACAUCGACACAGUAUAGGUCAAAUCGCGACGUUCCAGCUUAAACUGGUGGAGGAAGACCUCAGGUGCCCUUCCGUGCAUUAUUUCAGGCACGAACGGGCACCUGAGUAGAACCACCGACGUUCCGUAAACUAGCUGGAUAGAUGUCUUUUCUUUAAAGAACCUGUAUGUUAUAAUUAAGAUUAUUACCACACUUCAGAGAAAUUUUAUAUAUGUAUAUAAUUAUGCUUCAAACUUCGAAGAAUAUAUAAAAUAUGUACUGCAAAUAUUUGUCCACAUUCUAUGAAAUCAUUAAAAUAUAUGCAUUCAUUUCUUAUUGAAAAGUUUGACUUAGACUUUUUCUAAAUUUCUAAUUACCUCUCUUAAUUAACCUGAAAUGAAAAUUAGGUAAUUUGUUUACAAAUAAUGCUUUUUGGAACUAACAAUAUUGACAAAUCUUCAUUUGAGCAUAAUAUUUAUGAUAUACAAUCAUAAAAAAUUGAGUUACCGGAUCUUUAAGUAUAGGUUAGUGUUUAUAAGUAAGCAUUUACAAAAUUAAAUUGAUACUAGUAUUUGAUUUUUUUUAUAUAACACUGUCAAUUUACUAGACUGAUUAAAUUUACUUGAUUUACCAAAGUAAAUUGUGUUGUCAUUCAUUUGAAAUACUUCAAUUCUAUUGUGCAAAAAGUAAUUUUAAACAGACUUACAAAUAAAAAAAAUUUAACAUUCCCAUCCAUGCAUUUUCAAUUUUCAAUUUAUUUAUUCAGCAUUUGAACAAUAACAUGUCAAUCCAAAUGUUAAGGUACAAGUUAUAAUAAGCUUUCAUUUUCCAUAAUUUCUUUCAAUUUAUAUAUUUAUUUGGCAUCGACGAUAAAUCACUCACGAGACCCAAGGUAAACUUUGUAAAUAUCCAUCGGAAUUUACCUGUAAAGUUCAUUUAUAAAAAAGAGUGGGGCAGUCUUUUUAUAUUUUAGGCAGAUUUAUAUUUUAUCAUAAACAUUUUACAAUAUCAGCUGUUUGACAAUCGCCAUUUGAGCAGUCCUUUUUUUUGAAAUACAAAGUCAAUUAAGCUCAACUUGACAAAGAAAUGGCAUAAUGUCAACUUUAUGUAAAGGUAGAAUGCGUGGCAAUUUAUGAAAAAUGUUUAAGUAAAAGUGUAUCUUGAUCAAGUAUGCAUGCAUGUUCAGUUUCGAUGCUCGUACAUUUCUACACGAGAUUUAUCAAGCUUCUGUUGUGACACUCUUAUUGUAUUUGUUAUGUUUGAAUGUGUAAUUUUUUAUGUUUGAAUUUUGAUGUAUCAUUUUGGAAAUGACGAAAAACAUGAUUAUAAAAUGACAAUGUUUAAUCUUAUAAAGUCAAGCAAUAUUAACCACUUA